AUGGAGCCAACCGCCGUGUCAGCGGCCGACGCCCGCACCAAGCUCGCGUACAAGAACCGGUGGCACAAGGUGUUCAACAACCCCAAGAUCGUGGUCAUCGCGCUGUUCGCCUCGUUCGGCGGCUUCGAGUAUGGCUACCAGCAGGGCGUGCUGGGCCAGUCGCUCGUCAUGCACCGCUUCAAGGACAACUUCCCCUCCGUGGUCGAGUCCUCGAGCGCCACCGGCUGGCUGACGUCCAUCCUCCAGGUCGGCGGCAUCAUCGGCUCCGUGUCGGCCGGCGUGCUGGGCGAGGUCUUCUCGCGCAAGUACACCAUGUUCUCCGCGUGCCUGUGGGUCAUCCUCGGCAGCUACCUGUACUGUGGCGCUUCGUACCAUAACCCUGCGAUGUUGUAUGCUGGGAGGUUCUUUACUGGUAUUGGAGUUGGAACUUUUAGUGGUGUUGGGCCUCUUUACAACGCCGAGCUGUCCUCUCCCGAGCUGCGAGGCUUCCUGGUAUCAUUCUAUCAAUUCGCCACCAUCUUCGGCAUCAUGCUGUCCUUCUGGAUUGGUUACGCAAGCAACAAUAUUGGCGGCCAGGGCGACACGCAGUCCAACCUGGCCUGGCAGCUGCCGACCAUCAUCCAGGGUAUACCCGCCGUCUGCCUCGCCCUGGGCAUCUGGUGGCUGCCGUUCUCGCCGCGGUGGCUCAUCAAGCAGGACCGCGACGACGAGGCGAUCUCCACGCUGGCGUACCUGCGCCAGCUCCCUGCCGACCACGAGCUUAUCCAGGUCGAGUACAAGGAGAUCAAGGCCGAGUGUCUGUUCGAGGAGAGACACUUUGCCAAGUCGUUCCCCACGCUCGCUGCGAAGGAGAAGAAGAGCGUCUGGACGCGGCAGCUGGCUGAGUACUACAACAUUGUAAGGUCUUGGGACAAUGCUAAGCGGGUUGCGACGGCUUGGCUUGUGAUGUUCUUCCAGCAGUGGAGCGGUAUCGACGCGAUCAUCUACUACGCCUCAAACGUCUUCCUAAGCCUCGGCAUGUCAAGCACUACACAAGCACUUCUCGCCACCGGCGUCACAGGCGUGGUAUUCAUGGUGUCAACGAUCCCCGCGAUGCUGCUGAUCGAUCGAGUAGGCCGCAAGCCGAUGCUGCUGUUCGGAUCGGGUCUGAUGUGGGCGGCGAUGGUGAUCGCGGGUAUCAUCGUGAGCCAGUUCCAGGACGACUGGGCGCACCACGCCGACGCGGGCUGGGUCGCCGUCGCGUUCAUCUGGGUGUACAUCUUCGCGUUCGGCUUCACGUGGGGCCCCGUCAGCUGGACGCUCGUGUCCGAGAUCUUCCCGCUGUCGAUCCGGGCCAAGGGCGCGUCGUUUGGCGCCUCGUCCAACUGGGUCAACAACUUCGCCGUCGCCUUCUUCACGCCGCCUAUGCUUGAGGCCUGGGAGUGGGGCACGUAUAUUUUCUUCGCUGUCUUCCUCGCCAUUGGUAUUGUCUGGGUCUGGUUUUUUAUCCCCGAGACCAAGGGCGCCACCCUCGAGGAGAUGGACCGCGUGUUCAAGAGCCACUCUGGCGAGGAGGACGCAAGGAUGCUCGCGGAGGCGAGGAGGGAUGUUGGCCUGACUCACGAGCUCGAGGGUUCGGCUGAGAAGGCUGUACUGGCGGAGAAGGACCAGACUACGCCCUCGCAUAUGGAAGAGGCGGGAUCUCAGUAG
Messenger RNA from Diaporthe amygdali, 1689 nucleotides. Its product is annotated as quinate permease. Gene Ontology annotation, molecular function: carbohydrate:proton symporter activity. The transcript is spliced from 3 exons. Gene Ontology annotation, cellular component: membrane. NCBI's taxonomy places the organism in Eukaryota, Fungi, Ascomycota, Sordariomycetes, Diaporthales, Diaporthaceae. The coding region runs from base 1 to 1689 and encodes 562 amino acids. The record is from RefSeq and is a predicted model, not a curated record. Gene Ontology annotation, biological process: transmembrane transport; carbohydrate transport.